Molecule: messenger RNA, 879 nt
Organism: Eutrema salsugineum
Lineage: Eukaryota; Viridiplantae; Streptophyta; Magnoliopsida; Brassicales; Brassicaceae
Product: 60S ribosomal protein L18a-2
Exons: 4
Coding region: 147-683 (178 amino acids)
Biological process (GO): translation
Cellular component (GO): ribosome; cytosolic large ribosomal subunit
Molecular function (GO): structural constituent of ribosome
Source: RefSeq, a predicted model, not a curated record
AAAAAGUGAAGCCCACACAUACGUGUAUCUUCGCCUAGGGUUUGUCCUAAGGAAGCUCUAUUUGUUUUCUCAUCAGCGCCACCGUUUAGCUCUUGCUCUCUGUUUCCUUUUGGCUGAUUUCUGUGGAGUUUGAUCUCGCCGUUGAAAUGGUUGCUUUCCGGUUUCACCAGUAUCAAGUGGUCGGGAGAGCCCUCCCGACAGAGAAAGAUGUGCAACCUAAGAUCUACCGUAUGAAGCUAUGGGCCACAAAUGAAGUCCGCGCAAUGUCCAAGUUUUGGUACUUCCUGAGGAAACUGAAGAAGGUAAAGAAAAGCAACGGACAAAUGCUUGCCAUCAAUGAGAUUUUCGAGAAGAACCCCACGACGAUCAAGAAUUACGGUAUCUGGCUGCGUUAUCAGAGCCGAACUGGUUACCACAACAUGUACAAGGAGUUCCGUGACACCACCCUCAACGGUGCAGUGGAGCAGAUGUACACUGAGAUGGCUUCUCGUCAUAGAGUGAGGUUCCCUUGCAUUCAGAUCAUCAAGACCGCGACAGUCCCUGCAAAGCUGUGCAAGAGAGAGAGCACCAAGCAGUUCCACAACUCGAAGAUCAAGUUCCCUCUUGUUUUCAGGAAGGUCAGGCCACCAACUAGGAAGCUCAAGACUACAUACAAGGCGUCAAAGCCCAACCUUUUCAUGUAAAACCAAUAUUACAUGAUUCAACCUUCGUCCUUUUCAACCAUCAGAUUAGGCUUCUUGUUCCUCAGUCUGAACAAAAACAACCAGUUGGAGUUAUCUUCUCUUGAAGUUCUAAAUUUUUGUAUCUUUUGAACUUGGUUUUCUAGAUAUGAUACGAUUUUCAGGUGACUCUGGCAAUUUUCAUCAAGAAUAUAUAGUU